Molecule: messenger RNA, 841 nt
Organism: Sitodiplosis mosellana (orange wheat blossom midge)
Lineage: Eukaryota; Metazoa; Arthropoda; Insecta; Diptera; Cecidomyiidae
Product: zinc finger and SCAN domain-containing protein 31-like
Exons: 3
Coding region: 17-841 (274 amino acids)
Biological process (GO): regulation of transcription by RNA polymerase II
Molecular function (GO): RNA polymerase II cis-regulatory region sequence-specific DNA binding; DNA-binding transcription factor activity, RNA polymerase II-specific
Source: RefSeq, a predicted model, not a curated record
ACGAUAUUUAUUGGUUAUGGAUAUGGAUCCAGGCGAAGGUACUUCGGAUGGUCGUAUACGCCGCAAAUUGGAAAAUGUUGCAGUCGAAAUCAAACGAGAAUCAGACAUUAAAGAAGAACCAUCGGAUGACAGUGAAUUUGAUUUUGUAACACAAUCGAAUGAAAUUUUUGAAGGAGGCGCAGUGACUGCCACACAGAACAUAGAAUUGGUGGACGAGUCUGAUUCGGAUUUUGUUCCCGACUUUGAUUUGAAUGGUGUAAAGGAAGAAGUGAAGUGUGAAAAAGAAAAAGAUUUGUCAGCUUAUUCGAGUUCGGAGGAAGAUGGACCGAAUGCUUUUGACGGCGAAGGUGGUGAGUCAGUGGUCAAAUCAAACGUCAACCGUAAGAGAUUCAAUUCAAGUGGCAAAGGAAAGAAACGCGAUGGAUCGAGAAAACAAAACAAACGAAAGAUUCCGAGGAACAAGGCGGCGAAGAAACGAAAGGAGCACAAAUGUCAUGUCUGCGGUUAUGUUGCAUCUUGUGAAAGUAUCCUCACCAGACACAUUCGUGUUCACACAGGCGAGAAGCCCUACACAUGCGAUACGCCCAAAAAUCGCAUGAAAGACGCUGCAAACAACGUCGACACGAAUGUUAUCUCUGCGAAUACAAAAGUUUCACCAAAGACAGUCUCAAAAGACAUAUGCAAGCAAAACACACCGGUGAACGUCAACUUCAAUGUGAAGUACGCGGGAAGAGAUUCAUCAGAAAAUCUGAAGUGGUGCGAGGCACGUUUUCCACAGAGAUGGAUCGCCGAAGAUCAUAUGAACCGACAACAUCAUUCAACGAAAGAACGAGGUUCGUAG